Paraglomus occultum is the source of this 420-nucleotide messenger RNA. Lineage: Eukaryota; Fungi; Glomeromycota; Glomeromycetes; Paraglomerales; Paraglomeraceae. The record is from the annotation of a GenBank genome assembly.
AUGGAACCAUCAACAAGGGGAAUCGAUGCAACAACAGCCGUAUCAGCAUCACUACACUUUGCAUAUCAAUCAAUGCAGCAGGAAUACGUUGAUGGCUCAAAUCAGUAUUUUCUAUAUCAAGAUUUUCCGAAUGACUCGCAAAACGGAUUGCAACUAACCCGGCAAUACCAAUCAUCUUCACAACUAUCCACCGAUGUGAUUAUCUUCGGUAGUCUACCAACAUAUUCUAUUUCACAAGUGACAAACCAGCAGCAAGCGCGGGCUUAUAUAGACGAUUCCAAUCUGCCCGUGCGUGAACAUCUAGUUACAGUGGUUGUCGCAGUACCCGUAUUCGAAGUACAAACACCAAGCCAAUUCGAUGAUGCAGUCUUUACAUCAAUUGAAUGCUAUUCAAGAUAUGCCUGGAGUUUUUCCGACUGA